Messenger RNA from Nakaseomyces glabratus, 1974 nucleotides. RefSeq names its product GTPase GUF1 (gene GUF1). Gene Ontology annotation, molecular function: mitochondrial ribosome binding; GTP binding; GTPase activity. Gene Ontology annotation, cellular component: mitochondrion. Lineage: Eukaryota; Fungi; Ascomycota; Saccharomycetes; Saccharomycetales; Saccharomycetaceae. The record is from RefSeq and is a predicted model, not a curated record. Gene Ontology annotation, biological process: positive regulation of translation.
AUGCUGAAGACCUUAGGUUUAAGAAGUUUGUGCCCUUCACUUGGUGGUCGAGGCUUUCGAAGGCAUCCCAAUAUUAAUAAAUACACAUUGUCGUUGGUCAGAGUACGAUGGAAUCACCAUUUAAGUAAUGCUGAGAUACAGGCACGAAUUGAGAACAUACCACAGGAGAACUAUAGAAACUUUUCGAUUGUCGCCCAUGUUGAUCAUGGGAAAUCGACUUUGAGUGAUCGAUUGUUAGAGAUAACGGGAGUCAUAGACAAGAACUCUUCAAACAAACAAGUGCUUGAUAAAUUAGAAGUAGAAAGAGAAAGAGGUAUUACAAUCAAAGCUCAGACUUGUACAAUGUUCUACCAUGACAAGCGUAAUGGAGAAGAUUAUUUGCUACAUUUAGUCGAUACGCCAGGUCAUGUUGAUUUUCGAGGAGAAGUCUCGAGGUCUUAUGCUUCUUGUGGUGGAGCUCUAUUGCUUGUUGAUGCAUCUCAAGGAGUUCAAGCUCAAACAGUUGCUAAUUUUUAUCUUGCUUAUAGUAUGGGCUUAAAACUUAUACCUGUGGUCAACAAAAUUGAUUUAAAUGUUGCAGAUGUCGAAAGAGCUAAAGCUGAAAUCGAGGACAAUUUUGAGCUACCGAGAGAUGAAAUAAUUGGUGUGAGUGCUAAAACAGGUCUUAAUGUCAAAGAGAUGCUUCUGCCUACCAUCGUUGAUAGAAUCCCUCCUCCUACUGGUAAUAAGAAGAAACCAUUCCGCGCACUAUUGGUGGAUUCUUGGUAUGAUUCAUACUUAGGAGUAAUACUUCUAGUAAAUAUUGUUGACGGAAAAUUAAAAAAGGGUGAAAAGGUACUAUGUGCACAUACUAACAAAAAGUAUGAGGUGAAAGAACUUGGCAUUAUGUAUCCUGAUAGAGUUCCAACCGGUUCAUUGGUUGUGGGUCAAGUAGGGUAUGUCGUUUUGGGAAUGAAAGACUCUUCAGAUGCCCAUGUAGGUGAUACAUUAAUGCAUGUAGGAAAAGAGAGUGUGACAGAUAUUCUACCUGGAUUCGAGGAACAAAAACCAAUGGUCUAUGUUGGAGCUUUCCCCUCUACUGGAACUGAAUUUAAGGCAAUGGACGAUGAUAUUAACCGGUUGGUUCUGAAUGAUAGGUCGGUAACACUGGAAAGAGAAACAUCUAAUGCUUUAGGGCAAGGAUGGAGAUUAGGGUUUUUGGGCUCCUUGCAUGCAUCUGUAUUUAGAGAAAGACUAGAAAAGGAAUACGGCUCAAAGCUAAUUAUCACACAACCCACGGUCCCAUAUAUGGUAAGAAUGACAGAUGGUACAGAGUCUAUUAUUACAAAUCCUGAUGACUUUCCAGAUAGCGCUACAAGGCGAAUGAAGGUUGAAGAACUUCUGGAACCCUUUGUAGAAGCCACCAUAACAUUGCCUCAAGAAUUUCUGGGAAAUGUCAUUAAACUCUGUGAUGCCAAUAGAGGUCAACAGAAGGAAAUAACUUAUUUGAAUACAAGAGGCCAAGUUGUCUUGAAAUACCAUUUGCCAUUGGCUCAUCUAGUAGAUGACUUCUUUGGAAAAUUGAAAGCGGCGUCUAAGGGAUAUGCCUCUUUAGAUUAUGAAGAUAUUGGCUACAGAGAAUCUGAUGUAGUCAAACUAGAGCUUUUGGUUAAUGGUCAAAGUAUUGAUGCUUUAGCAAGGGUGCUUCAUCGAACUGAAGUUGAAAAAGUGGGUAGAGAAUGGGUGCAAAAGUUCAAGGAGUAUGUUAAGUCUCAAUUAUUUGAAGUUGUAAUCCAGGCUAGGGCAGGCACCAAGAUUGUAGCUAGACAAACAAUAAAGGCUAGAAGAAAGGAUGUUCUUGCAAGGUUGCAUGCUUCAGAUGUAUCCAGAAGAAAGAAGUUGCUUGAAAAGCAAAAGGAAGGUAAAAAACAAAUGAGAUCGGUUGGUAGAGUACAAAUAAACCAAGAGGCAUAUCAAGCCUUUUUGAAACGUUGA